Messenger RNA from Trichoplax adhaerens, 804 nucleotides. RefSeq lists its product as uncharacterized. Bases 1 to 804 code for a protein of 267 amino acids. Gene Ontology annotation, cellular component: COP9 signalosome. The record is from RefSeq and is a predicted model, not a curated record. The transcript has 7 exons. Gene Ontology annotation, biological process: COP9 signalosome assembly. NCBI's taxonomy places the organism in Eukaryota, Metazoa, Placozoa, Uniplacotomia, Trichoplacea, Trichoplacidae.
AUGGCUAGCGAGCAAUCUUCCGCAGUGUUAUUACCUGCUAAUCCUAUAGAGCAAUACGUUAUUUUAGCUAAAAAUUUCCAUGGUAGUGCUAUUGUUUCACUUAUAAAUCAAGCCUUGGAUGCUAAUGGAGUAUAUAUCUUUGGUGAAUUAUUGGAACAACCAUCCGUUCAGGAAAUAGCUGAAGGCCCUGAUGCAAAGUAUUACAAGUUGUUAAAGUUAUUUGCUUAUGGUAUUUGCAGUGAUUACGAAGAGAAUAAGGACGAAUUACCUGAGCUGACCCUUAUUCAAAGGCGAAAACUUCAACAAUUAACUAUAGUCUCCCUAGCAUCCAAGAACAAACGUAUUCCGUAUCAUGAAUUACAAUCACAGCUAGGCAUUAACGACUUAAGAGAACUAGAGGAUCUAAUUAUUGAAACCAUCUACACUGGCAUUAUUGAAGGCAAAUUAGACCAACAAGAACAAAUGUUUGAGGUAGAUUUUGCAAUAAGUCGAGAUGUCCGAUCAGAUUCUGUCGAUGAAAUCAUUAAUACACUAGAAACUUGGUGCAAUAGGUGUGAUAGUACAUUGAAAGAUUUAGAAGAUGAAAUUCGGAAAGCCAAUAGUGUCAAAGCAGAAAAGGAGGCUGCAAAAAAUGAAAUUAAAAACAAGAUUGAGAAAAUUAAAGCCAUGAUCAAAGAGGAAGCAGCUGCAAGUGGUAGUGCAACGUCUCCAGGAAAAAAAGAAACUCCUUCUUAUUUGAAAUUACCCAAAAAAGUUCCUCGAGAAGGAGGAGGACUACGUGGAAGUAAAGUGGGACGAGAUUAA